Penicillium atrosanguineum is the source of this 6021-nucleotide messenger RNA. RefSeq lists its product as uncharacterized. Lineage: Eukaryota; Fungi; Ascomycota; Eurotiomycetes; Eurotiales; Aspergillaceae. The record is from RefSeq and is a predicted model, not a curated record. Gene Ontology annotation, biological process: DNA integration. Gene Ontology annotation, molecular function: nucleic acid binding. The coding region runs from base 1 to 6021 and encodes 2006 amino acids. The transcript is spliced from 2 exons.
AUGCCUAUCCCUUACACAGUCCAAGUUCCUCACUUCUCCGCGUUGCCAGCUCCAGGAUCCCCAGGGGCACCAUACUUUGACGAGACGGAUGUCUCUGAGUUCCUGGAGAAGCUGCAGGAUACGUGUUUCAGGUGUGGCGUUAAAAACAAUGAGGAUAUCAUGGGUAUAUUGCCUCAAUACUGUGCAAAGGUCACCAAAUCCUGGGUAAAGAGGCAGAGUUCAUGGCUGAAAAAGGACUGGGAUACCUUCAAGGAAGACUUCUUGGAGCACUUCUAUGAUGACGAUAGUGAGCAGCAAAGGUACACGAAGACAUACCUUCAAUCCCUCGCCCAGGUCAAGCGGACAAUGCAAGACAAUAUCCGUUCGUACCUCAAUGAGUUCGAUGAUAUAUCUGGUCGUGUCCACUCAAAAGGCGAGGUUAGUGAUGUGGAUAGGGCAAGCCUCCUUAUCCAAGGACUUCCGCAGCAGCUCAAGGAGAAGAUUAUUAGAAGGCAUUCUCGCAAGCAGCUACCAAGAGGGACUUUGAUCACGUAUUCGGAGGCAUAUAUAGCGAUCAGAUCGUAUGUUAGAGAGGAAACUGAUAUUCAGAGGAUUCUUUCGACUGUCGAAUCUCCUCCGAAUAGUAGCAAAAGUGCUCAGCAGCUUCAUCCCCCACAGACACAGCAUACUACCGCCGCAAGGCCUCAGGAAUAUCGGCAACCUAUUACUAUCCAGAGCCAACGCCAGGACGACCAAGAUAGGAAACUCAAGGAAAUGCAGUCUCAAAUGGAGGCACUUGCUCUCAAGGUGCAGGCUGGCCGAGAUAUGAGGAAUGAUGUUCGGUACGAACCAGACAGGAGAGGUCCUUCGAACGGUCUUGGAGCCAAUCCUCCACCGAGAUGCUGGACAUGUGGAGGCGCCCAUUUCUCUCGACCAGACCAAUGUGCGGCUAUUCGCGACAUGCAAGGUCGUGGUAUCAUGCAUUAUGAUGCUAUGAAUCAGAUGGUUCUAGGCACUAUUGAGCAGCCAGGACCGAGGUUGCGUGUGGUCCCAGGACAACUGAACCAACAAACCUUUCAAGCGCAGUAUGAUAGCUGGAAGAAUCAGGGAUCGUAUGGAGCUACUACGCAGUCAGGUAGUAAUGCUGUUCGCGCCACUAUUCCGGUUUCAACUCAUCCUACGGACCCAAAUGCAUCACAGCAACCCAUAUAUUUGAGUGAUACAGCGACCGACUUAUACCCUGCGCCUGUUCGAUCUGUAACUGCCACCCUUCUUGGUACGGCACCUGCAUGGGAGAGGCUCGAAGAAAGUGAGGAUGAGGAAGCGAUCAUUCCAUACGGCGCUGUCAACGCUAUUGAAGGUCGUCCGGUAAAGCGACGCAGAGACCAGGACAUUGCUAGAACAAGGAACUCCCAGACUGGUAGAUACCAGCCUCACGUUGAAGAUGCCGAUGAUGAUGUGAUGCAAGACGAGCAGCCCGAAGAAACUCAAACCGUACGGCCUCAGCGGGAAGCUGUUCAGCUGCAUAACCACGCCCCAAGGAGGAUUCGCGGCCCUAUCGAUCCAGACAUUGUUCAGCGGAGAUCACAGCUUUCGGAUGUCGUGAUGCGAAAGAUAUGGGACACAGAAAUCACUCUCACGAUUGGUGAACUUGCAGGAACUGCCCCAAGGAUACGUGCAGGUAUGGGUAAGGGUGUUAGCAUGGAGGUUAUCAACCAGCGCAUAAACGAAGUCCUCUCACAAGCACAGGCGCAAACGAAUUUCACUAGCGCUUCCCUUCCAAAGCAGAUAGAGGAUAAGAUCGGCCAGAUUGUGCGAGAUGCUGUCGAGUACCAUCAGGAAACUGGUAGCCCUAUCUAUGUCAAAGACCUCGCCGCGAAAGUGAACUUCCAAGGCGUCCAACUGUCAGGCGUACAGCCAGUGACCUCUCCUCGGGAGUAUUCCAGAGACCUCCUUUUUGUCACAGUUUCCGUCGGCGGGCAGGUGGUACGAGCGUGUAUCGACAUAGGUUCGUCGGUGAACAUCAUUCGCAGAGAAAUCGCACACUCCAUGCAGGCACAGAUGAGACUGAAACCAAGACUGAAGCUUGUACCUGUUGAUGGAGGAGAGUUCGCAGUAGGUGCAUGCAUUGAGAGUCUACCGAUCAAUGUAGGCGAUGUUGUCACAGAGUCUCAUACCAUGGUCGGUGACGGCUGCACGAAUGAUCUGCUACUUGGCAGAAUCUGGGCAAAAGAUGCAUUGCUGCAAACCUCUGAGAAGGGAGAUGGAAGGGUUAUUUGCACGAUAUCUAGUCAUGAUCGCCGGAAGCGUGUCAGCUUUGAAGCAUACCAUCCGCGGAAUGGAGGCUCCUUCUAUGAAGACCAACUCUGGUAUUCCACAGCCACCGCAAUACCUGCUCUACCUCUGGCGGCCAAGUCUUUCGUGCAGUCCAUUCGUCUGUUAGCACCCUCAAAUGUUGUGAAUGCGUUAAUUAUCAAAGAAGAAACCUCAAAAACACCAAGAAAAGAUGAAAAUAACAAAAUACGGAGGCAUGGGGAGAAAGCGGGGUCGACACCGCUAGGAGAUCGUUUUUCGGCCGAAAAGCCACCCCCCUCCCGCAGCGCCUUAUCUGUCUGGCACUCCGCGGAGCCUCACCGCCAGUAUACCUGGUCAAGCACCACCCAUUUCGAUGAGGUUGAAUACCGCACCUCUUUCACAGCACAUAACCUUCUGGCAAACCCGAAGCAAUGGCCAAGCAACGUUUUUCGGCCGAAAAACCAAGUCCUCCUAGGCGCACAGGUCAACACACUAUACAAACGGAAGGCGGACAAAAUUCAACCUGUCAAUUCGUCUGAUUCAGAUGGCUCAAUUCCUGCUGGUAACCCUGACUGGCAGAAUGUGUGUCUUGAGAAGUAUCAUUCCAAGUACCGUGCUACGGACACACCUUCGGAAUUCGAUGACCUACUUCGGCCGCGUAUUGCAACUAUCGCAAGAGGAGCCAGGCUAACGCCUGAACGAGAAGAGUCGAUGCUCGUUGGUAGUGGUCUGCUUCCGAAGGAAAAGCUACUGCUACGUGAGCUACUAUUUAAGAGAGAAGGGGUGCUUGCAUGGUCCUGGGAGCAUAUGAGCCGUAUUCAUGAGGAAGUUAUGCCCGCUCAACGCAUCAAAACUAUACCUCAUGAAGCAUGGCAACACCCAGGUUUCAAGAUACCGCGUGCUCUCGGACCAGUUAUUAACGAUAUGCUUCGUGAUAGACUGCGGAAAGGUGUUCUCGAACCAUGCGAUGGCCCGUAUAGAAACCCUUGGUUCCUAGUGAAGAAGAAAAGUGCAGGCAAGUACCGGUUGAUCAACGCCGCGAUGCUGAUCAACAAGGUUACAAAACGAGAUGCCAAUAUGCCACCUGAUGCGGAUGAGUUUGCUGAAGAAUUCGCUGGACUGGCCCUUACUUCUUUAGUUGAUCUAUACUCCGGUUACGACCAGAUUUCCCUAGCCGAGGAAGACAGGGAUCUCACCGCGAUUCAGACUCCACUAGGUCUGCUACGCCAGACUACAAUAUUGCAAGGCGCAGCGAAUUCGGUGGCACAGUUCCAACGCGUGGUAUCAUGGAUUCUGCAGCCUAUCUUUGGCACCAUUGCUAGGUCGUUUCUUGAUGAUGUUGCCAUCAAAGGGCCUCGGACCAGGUACAAUGACGAGUUUGCAAAGCCAGGGAUUCGAAAGUUUGUUCUAGAACACCUACAGAACCUCGAUGAAACGCUAUAUCUUUUGGAGCUCGCCGGUGCUGCUGUCUCGGCGGAGAAGUCCCAAUUUGCUAUGUCAGGAAUCGAGGUUGUUGGAUGGAUAUGCGAUAUCCAUGGGCGUCGCGCUGAGGAGAACAAGGUCGCAAAGCUUCUGGACUGGCCCACCCCAUUAAAUAAAGACGAACUACGUUCGUUUGUUGGCCUUGCUGUCUACUUCCGUAUCCUAGUGGCCGGCUUUCAGAUCAUUAUGGACUGCCUAUACGCCUGUUUGAGGAAGAAUACCCCCUUUCAGUGGGGAGCAAAGCAACAAGCUGCAUUUGAUACGGUUAAAGAGCUACUCUCAAGCUUCCCCACAGUGCUUCCGAUCGACUAUGCCUUCCAACCGUUGAUGAUUGUUGUUGCGGUAGACGCGUCUGGGAAAGGAUGGGGUGCUGUUCUGAUGCAAGAAAGAGAUGGUGUGAGGAAGCCCGCACGCUACGAAUCAGGCGCAUGGACAGAGACGCAACUCACAUAUGAUGCGGGUAAGUUGGAAUGCCGCGCAGUACUGAUGGCACUGAAGAAGUUCCGGCACUGGCUAUAUGGUAUCCACUUUGUGCUAGAAACAGACGCGAAAACUCUUGUUUCGCAACUGAAUCGUCCUGCUACCGACUUGCCAGGUGCUCUUGUUACUAGAUGGAUGGCGUGGAUCCGUUUAUUUGACUUUGACGUCAAACAUGUUUCUGGGCGGAAGAAUGGUGCGGCAGAUGGACUAUCGAGAAGGCCUGCUACUAAAAAAGAGGUCCAGCAACAACAGCAAGAGGUAGACGUGGAUGACUUCAUUGAUGCAGAAGUGUCUUACCUGCGAGCGAGCUGCUUUCCUGCGCGCGCUACUAUUACAAAUGGCGACGAAGAGCUCGCCGAUAACCCUGCGACCCUACCACUGGAGAAUAGCUAUUCGACCGAAUCACAAGAUAUAGCUCGCUACCUGACCACGCUUCGGCGCCCGCCGGAGAUGUCCCGCAGUCACUUCUACUAUUUCAAGAGGAAGUGCCUAAAGUUUGUUGUUCAAGAUAGUCACCUUUUCUACCGGCAUAAGGGAAAGACAGAGAUCAUGCGGCGUGUUCUCGACAAGAAAGAAGACCAACAAAAAGCAUUACAUGGCGCCCAUACUGAACUAUCUCAUAAAGGACGAGAGGCCACCUACGCCUUACUGAAACUUCGGUACUACUGGUCCCGUAUGUUCGAGGAUACGGUUACCUUCGUGCGAACAUGUGUGGAAUGCCAGGCGCGUGAUCCCACCCGUAUGCAUGAGCCUGCCGUCGCUUCAAAGAACCUGAGACUAUUCGACAAGUGGUUUAUUGAUACAACCCGUAUGCCAGAUGAAAACGGCGUCAAGUCUGUUGUCCAAGGAAGAGAUUCUGUUAGCGGCUGGGUUGAAGCAAGAGUUUUAGUCAGUGCUGACUCUGAAGCUAUCCAAGCUUUUAUUCAUGAGGAUAUCAUUUGCCGCCAUGGCUACCCCCGUGAGAUCGUCAUGGACGAUGGACCUGAAAACCGUAGCAAGACACUGAAGUUUCUUGAAGACCGCGGCGUUAAGAAGGUCACUAUUUCCGCAUAUCAUCCUGGUUCGAACGGUCCUGUUGAACGAGCAAUGAGGACACUGAAAGAUGCCCUUUCCAAGAUGACAGGUGGAUACCCAACUGGUGACAUAUCUACUCCGAAAAACCGAUGGAGGCCUCACUUCCAUGCCGCAUUGAUGGCAGACCGUGUGACCGUUAACGCUACCACUGGAAUCAGCCCGUACUAUUUCUUGUUUGGUAUCCAUGCUGUUUUGCCUGUCGAAUUGGAGAUACCCACAUGGAGCACACUACCUUGGGAAACUGUCCAGGACAGAUCAAGUCUCAUAGCAAUGCGCGCACGACAAAUCGAAAGACGGGAGAAAGACAUUGAAGAAGCCAUCCUGCGAAUGAAUCGUCUCAAGGAGAAUAAUGCAGGAUACUUUGAUGACCACCAUCGCACUCGUGAUGCUUCCCUGAAGAAGGACGAUUACGUCUUGUUGCAUGAUAGCCAGAGGUCUUCAGACAUGACAUCUAUUCAGAAGCUCCGCUUUCGAUGGCUUGGACCAUACCAGAUCGAAUCUGUCAAGGGAAAUGGAUCCUAUUCAAUCAGGGAGCUUGACGGCACUGUGCUACGCCAUGUAGGAGACAAGAAUGCUGAUGCGAUUAACGGCGACAGACUCAAAAGAUUCUACCCUCGAGGAAUAGGGGAUUCCAGUGAGAUACAGAGUGUUGCUCAAACUGGUCAGCUUCGAAAACGUAGACCAAUUGGUCGACCUCGAGCUGGACAAUAG